Messenger RNA from Anoplophora glabripennis (Asian longhorned beetle), 1424 nucleotides. RefSeq names its product calcium release-activated calcium channel protein 1-like. Gene Ontology annotation, biological process: store-operated calcium entry. NCBI's taxonomy places the organism in Eukaryota, Metazoa, Arthropoda, Insecta, Coleoptera, Cerambycidae. Gene Ontology annotation, cellular component: membrane. Gene Ontology annotation, molecular function: store-operated calcium channel activity. Bases 201 to 1250 code for a protein of 349 amino acids. The record is from RefSeq and is a predicted model, not a curated record. The transcript has 6 exons.
ACCUCGCAUCAGUACCGUCGUUGAAACUAGGCCGGUGGUACGAGGCGCAAAGUAGAUCGCGACGUGACGGAAAGAAAAAAAAUCACCAACACGCGUUCCUUCCGGUCGCAGGAGUGCUUUGUUCUGUGGUUUAGUGGCCUGGGAUAGCAUCCAUGUACCCCAAAUCAGGGAGAUAGAACGUCCACAGCCAAGUGCCCGAAAUGGACCAAUCGACGCAAGUCAACUUCCCCAUAGUCUCCAAGAACCAGCACCGGAAGAUGAGGAGGCACAACACGUCGGCAGACCUUUUCCUGAACCAAAACAAAAUGAUACCGCUAACUAAUUCGUGGUCCCAGUUGAAGCCCAUCGCCCUUAGACCGAAAUCACUAAAUUUUUCAACGGAAGCCUUCAACAGGACGAAACUGAUGUACGCCUCGGAGAGCCCUCUGUCUAGGCUGUCUCACCCGGGGUUGGACACGCCGGUCGGGUCCAUAUCCAGGGAGAGAACGCCCCCCUUCUCCUGCAGCUCGAGCGUGACGUCGAACGGAGGCAUUUCGUCCUACAAACCUCCCCCCUACGCGUUACAUAAGAAAAUGCAAGACGACGAGAGCAGCGGCUCCGUCAGCGGCUCCAAGUGCUGCUGCAGGUGCUACGACGUGGAGUCAGGAAGGAUCAACAGGCAACUGUCCAACACCCCCGAAGGGCUGUCCUGGAGGCGACUGCACAUGUCCCGGGCGAAACUAAAAGCUACGGCCACCACUUCCGAACUCCUUUCGGGCUUCGCCAUGAUAGCGAUGGUAGAACUUCAAAUAAACACGCCGACGAACGUCCCGGAAUGGCUGUUCGUCAUGUUCGCCGUAUGCACGACGGUGCUCGUCGCCGUGCACAUAUUCGCGCUGAUGAUAUCCACGUACAUCCUGCCGAACAUAGAGGCCAUAGCGAAGCUGGAGAUCUGCGAGAUGGUGAAGGAGAGCCCGCACGAGAGGAUGAAGGGAUUCAUAGAGAUCGCUUGGGCUUUUUCCACGAUUUUAGGCCUAUUCCUGUUCCUGAUAGAGGUAGCCAUCCUGUGCUGGGUAAAAUUCUGGGACUACUCGUUCACGGCGGCGGUGGCCGCCACCGUGAUAGUCAUCCCGGUGCUCAUAACGUUCGUCCUGUUCGCCGCCCACUUCUACCACUCCCUGGUCGUCUACAAGUGCGACAAGUCGACCAGCGACAUGGAAAAGUUAGAGGAUAUCAAGAAACACCUGGACGAGGCUACGGUCACCGUCUAGGCGACCUAGUUAAGCUUGUUCCUGCUUCGACACGGAAGGAUCGAGAGCGAUAUGGUUCAAUUUUUAAGGAAUCGGAUGUACUUAAUCCGACUAUCGAAUCUUUGCCGAAUAGUCCAGUUACUCAGAGUUUUUACCUCCGAAUAGGCCCAUUCAGUGAUAUAUAAUUUUAAACUU